AUGGGUGAUAACAAUGAAGAAAUUGGAAAGAAUCCGAAGAUAGAUUCGCAGUCAGAAAAAUUCGAAAUUCUUGAAAAACUAAAUUCACAGGAACAAAAGUUCGAUGAAUUCGCAAAAAAGCUACAAUCCAUCGAAGAAUCAGUCUCGAAAAUUCCAAAAUUUGAUGACGACGAGAGAAAGACGAUGAUGAAGUUCGAAAAACAAUUGGAAUCAUUAGAAAAGACAAUGUUGUUGAAUGUGACAUUUACAGAAAAUAAUUCACUAGAACUUACCAAAUCAAAACAAGAAGGAGCUGAAAUCAGAGAAGAGAUUCGUGUUGAAACAUGUGUUCAAAAAUGUGACAAGUUUAGGAAAAGGCAGAUGGGGGGGGGGGGGGGGGGUAUCAGCGAAGAAGAAGAGCUUUUCAACGUGAAAUGCUCAAUCGAAAUUGUACGCCGAGAAAGCAGUCAUUUUGAAAUUUUUGCUUUUUGUAAGCCGGUUGCUCCGGUCGGAGAUGAAUGGUCAAUUGAGACGAUCGAGACAAAAUUAGAGUUCAGAGUGAUGGGUAAUGACGACAACAGUGUCAUCAAAACUAUGAAAUUCCGUUCUGAACCGAGACGCAAAUGGAUAAUUCUUGAUUUUCUGAAAUGGGAAGAAAUUAGAGACAAUUAUCUUAUCGAUGGUAAUUUGACUGUUGAAAUUGAAAUUGAGAUUCUAAAAAUGACUGGAUUUGAAAAAAAGAAGUUUCGAAAAUUCGAUGAAUCCCAAAAAGACGUUUCCGAUGUUCUUCUGGUAGUGCAAGACACCAAAUUCUAUGUCUCAAAAACGAAAAUGUCACAUUCAACAACAUUGUCUUUUCUAAUGAUUCCAAUUGUUUUUCGAAUUUCAUCAUCGUCUUUUUCUCGUCGUCAUCAAAUUUUGGAAUUUUCGAGACUGAUUCUUCGAUGGAUUGUAGCUUUUUUGCGAAUUCAUCGAACUUUUGUUCCUGUGAAUUUAGUUUUUCAAGAAUUUCGAAUUUUUCUGACUGCGAAUCUAUCUUCGGAUUCUUUCCAAUUUCUUCGUUGUUAUCACCCAUUUUCGCGUAAUUUUCUGGAAGUAACAACAAUUUAUAUACAACAAGUCACAUUAUAUUGA
Messenger RNA from Caenorhabditis briggsae, 1113 nucleotides. The coding region runs from base 1 to 1113 and encodes 370 amino acids. The record is from RefSeq and is a predicted model, not a curated record. NCBI's taxonomy places the organism in Eukaryota, Metazoa, Nematoda, Chromadorea, Rhabditida, Rhabditidae. The transcript has 4 exons. Gene Ontology annotation, molecular function: protein binding.